Prunus persica (peach) is the source of this 1246-nucleotide messenger RNA. RefSeq names its product ADP-ribosylation factor 1. Bases 187 to 1167 code for a protein of 326 amino acids. Lineage: Eukaryota; Viridiplantae; Streptophyta; Magnoliopsida; Rosales; Rosaceae. The record is from RefSeq and is a predicted model, not a curated record. Gene Ontology annotation, molecular function: GTP binding; GTPase activity. The transcript has 9 exons. Gene Ontology annotation, biological process: vesicle-mediated transport; intracellular protein transport. Gene Ontology annotation, cellular component: cytoplasm.
CAGAAGAAGAAAAAGGAAAAGAAAAUAAAAGGUUGACAGGCACAAAACUCUAUCCAAAGCUUUGUAAUUGUAAUGUCCCAGGGUGACACGCGUCCUCUUACCCUCCUAAAAUUUGUAUGGUUUGGUUUCCUUCAACUACCACUUCCCCCUUUGCUCUCUCCAAAAUUGUAGCUCUCUCUCUGAAAAAUGGCUGUAGCUCAAAUCUCUGCCUCUCUCUCCCUUUCCAUCAGAGAUGCAAGUGGUAUUAGCUCAGCAGCAGCAAGUCCUGCUCGGCUUCCCCUUUUCAAUUCCCCUAGAAUUGGGACUGCCUUUGCUACUGGUUCUCCACUCAUCAUUAGAACUGUAUAUCAUCAAAGGAAGGCAGUAUGCAAAUCAAUGCCACUUUCUGUAAGGUGUGAGCAAAGCACGAAGGAAGGUGGUUUGGAUGUAUGGCUUGGCCGGCUUGCCAUGGUUGGCUUUGCUGUGGCUAUUAGUGUUGAGGUAGCGACGGGAAAGGGACUUCUGGAGAAUUUUGGGCUCACAAGCCCCCUGCCUACAGCUGCCUUGGCCGUUACAGCAUUGGUGGGGGUUUUAACAGCAGUCUUCAUUUUCCAGUCUGGCUCCGAAAAGUUUGGUGGCAUGGGUGGAGCCAUUUCUAGGCUUGCAAAGAGGUUCUUUCCAAAGAAUGGAGUGAGGAUUCUAAUGGUGGGUCUUGAUGCUUCAGGAAAGACAACAAUCCUCUACAAGCUAAAACUAGGAGAAAUUGUCACAACCAUACCCACAAUUGGCUUCAAUGUGGAGACAAUAGAGUACAAAAAUAUUACCUUCACUGUUUGGGAUGUUGGAGGGCAAGAUAAGAUAAGGCCCUUAUGGAGACAUUACUUUCAGAAUACUCAAGGCCUUAUAUUUGUUGUGGACAGCAGUGAUAGAGAGAGAAUCGCAGAAGCUCGAAGCGAGCUUCAUCACAUUUUAAGUGAGAGUGAACUUAGCAAUGCAACACUUCUGGUACUUGCUAAUAAGCAAGACCUUCCAAAUGCUAUGUGUACUUCUGAGAUUGCAGAUAAACUUGCCUUACACUUGCUCGGCCUACGUUACUGGUACAUCCAAAGCACUUCUGCCACCUCUGGACAAGGACUCUAUGAAGGACUUGAUUGGCUAUCUAAUAAUAUUAUCACUGACAAGACAUGAUGUAAAAGACUUCUAUAAGAUUCAAACCAGCCACUUUCAAUCUUUUAUACAGUUUGAUGGAAUCAAAUUUUAUUAGCAA